Molecule: messenger RNA, 5862 nt
Organism: Lepisosteus oculatus (spotted gar)
Lineage: Eukaryota; Metazoa; Chordata; Actinopteri; Semionotiformes; Lepisosteidae
Gene: disp2
Product: dispatched RND transporter family member 2
Biological process (GO): smoothened signaling pathway
Cellular component (GO): membrane
Molecular function (GO): transmembrane transporter activity
Source: RefSeq, a predicted model, not a curated record
UAACUUGUUUCAAAUAAACAAAACCGAUGCUGUUAUCAAUAUCAAGUAUAAUAAUACUGUUGCUCUAUACUGCCUUAAUCUGAACCCUCCGCUAGCACCACCCUCAGUUGAACAGCGACCGCUGAAGACCCGGUCAACUUAAACGGCUCUACUGCGAAGCCAGCAGUCACCAGUGCAGAUGCGCCCAAUAGCAGACAAGGGAAAGCUAGACGUGUAUUCGGCUUUGCAAAAUUAAAAAGAUCGAGAAUUUAAUCUGUUAUUUUAACCGAAAAACAUAAUCCUUAAAUUUUAACUUCAAUUAUUUAUGUUCAGUACACAAUACGCCUAAUUUUCUUUUUCGUUGCCGGGUGUUUCUGAAAGUGUUUGGAAGGAAACGGUUAUGGACGCUUGCUCUGUUUCUGAAGAAAAUGCCCAUGUUAUAAUAAUGGAUUCGAGUCCUGCUGAGGGACCUGAACAGGAAACCUCACUAAGUGAGAUACCAGAGGUGGCACUAUGCCCUCCAGAGAGCCCAGAUAGGGAGCCAAGGCUGACCUUGAUCCACACAGAUGGGGAUCGUCUCAGCAGCCCAGGUCACCCGAGGACAGCCUCCCUCUCCCAGCUCUAUCACCAGGUGUCACAGGGCUGCUCCCACCAAUCUCCACUCCUCAAGAGAUGCCGCUAUUGUGGGCAUCGGCAACCAGUUACAAGCAGCCUCUGCCCUGAGCGCCACUCAGGCCCAGCCAGCCCCCGACCAGACUGCUCCUCCGCCACCGUCAAGACCGCCGACAGCUGUAGCCCCUCCCAUGUGCCCUCAUGUCAUGACACUAUUCAUUGCCAUUGGCUGCAGGGAUCACAUGAUGCUGGCAAUCACCAAGCAAUGCAGCACCACGUGGUGACCGUCAGACACGAAAGACUCUACAGAAUCCCCAGAAGUUACUCACAGUUGGUUGCCGAUUGUCCAGUGGCACUGCUUAUUACUUGUGCUGUGGUCUUCCUGGGGUGUUCCCUAGCUGGGAUUUUGACUGGUCCGCUACCAGACUUCUCUGACCCCCUCUCCGGAUUUGAGCCUCGUGGGACAGAAAUCGGGAGACGGCUGUCAGCCUGGAACAGGCUACAGGAGAACACAGGGCCCGAGAAAACAUUGUCCCUGUCCCCUCGGCAACUCACAGAGCAGAGAGUAAUCAGUUAUGAUGAGGAGGGUGGAGGAGGCACUGGGAAGAGCCGUGACUGGCCAAGCCCACGACAGAGGAGAAUGCUGGACUGGGAUUUCACUCAGGACACCUUCUUCUGUGACUCUCCAGGAGAGAAGUAUGCUCAGCUGGUGUUUCGCUCAGGGAACUCAGCCAGCCUCUGGAGUUUGCAAGCCAUACACUCCAUGUGUGAGAUGGAACAGGCAAGGAUUCGCUCCCAUGCCCUCUUCCAAGACCUCUGUAAGCACCGUGGUGGGGAAGAUGGGGAAGGAGACACAGGAAUGCGGGAAUGCUGCCCGAGCUGGUCCCUGGGGAACUACCUAGCUGUUUUGAGCAAUGCCACCUCUUGCCUUGGUCUGAGUGCAGCUCAGGUUUCCGAAAGUCUACAACUACUCCGCCAGUGUGCCCCUUACUACCAUGAUGGAAGCCUGGCCCCAGCCUGUGCAGAGAAGGGAAAGCUAGGCCAAUGUUCCACUGUGCCAUCCCAGUGCAAGCACUCUAGUGCCAUCUAUCAAAUAUUGCAUUACUUGGUAGAUAAGGAUUUCCUCGGACCUCAGACUAUAGGAUAUAAGGUGCCUUCACUGAAGUACAGUCUCUUGUUUCUGCCUGUGGAGAAGGGGGAUCAUAUGAUGGAUAUGUAUCUCGAUAACCUUGAGGGUCGUGAUCUAACUAAUGAUAACACUACCAUCACAGGCAUGGACUUGGGGAUCAAAAAGCAGCUUUUCCAAUAUUAUUUGGCAAGGGAUUCGGUGUACCCUGUCCUAGCAGUAGUCAUGCUUUUUCUCACUAUGGCUUUCUAUCUUCAUUCACUGUUCCUGUCAGCAAUGUCUCUAGCGGCAAUCUUGGGUUCUCUUAUGUCCUCCUACUUCUUUUACAAGGUUGCUUUCCGGCUGACAUUUUUCCCUUUUCUAAACCUUGCUGCACUAUUGGUCCUGUUGGGCAGCUGUGCCAACCAGGCAUUUAUUUUUGCUGACCUCUGGUCCCUCCAGCUGUCUCAGAAGCCCCCUGCAUCACUGGAGAAAAGGGUGAAGCGGGCUCUUCAGGAAGCGGGAUACCUGAUAUUGGUGUCAGGUUUGACCUCCAGUGCUGCAUUUUACUCAGGGUACAUGAGUAGCAUCACGGCAGUCAGAUGCUUUGCAGUGUACCUUGGUACGGCUACUCUGAUCAGUUCUCUCUCUUCCCUGGUUUGGUUGCCCUGCAUCCUGAUUUUGCACGAGCGCUAUGCCGUUGCAGCUGCUGCUGUUGAAGCUCCGGCUGGAAAAACCUGUUGUGCCCUAAGCCCAGGUGGAUUCUGGGAUACAAGUUCACGAAAACGUUGCCUUUUCUCACUAGGACAGAAGCUAAGGGGGUUAAGACGUGGACUGACUGACACCUCUGAUUUACUCUUCAUAAAGAUCCUGCCAUGUGGAGUGGUCAAGUUCCGUUACAUCUGGGUCUGCUGGUUUGCUGUACUGGCAGCAGGAGGCACCUACAUAACCUGCGUCGACCCCGGCAUGAAACUCCCAACUUUAGAGAGCAAGGCAGCCCAGCUGUUCCGCUCUAGUCACCCCUUUGAGCGAUACGAUGCAGAGUACAGCCAUCAAUUCAUGUUUGAGCGUUUGAAGAGUGGGGAGGAGAAACCUAUGACAAUAACUCUUGUUUGGGGGGUGCUCCCCACAGAUAAUGGAGAUCACUUGGACCCCAAAAGCAAUGGUUCAUUAGUACUGGACCCAGAAUUUAACAUGAGCAGCCCAGACGCUCAAUCAUGGCUGAGAGACCUUUGUCCAAGAAUACAAAAUCAGAGCUUUUAUCUGCCUAUUUCAUCAUCCUCUGAAGAGGAGAAGCAGGGAGACAGCGUGUGUUUUGUGGAGCGGCUCUUACGAUGGGUGUCAAUUAGACAGUGCUCUGAAAGCGAGGGUGCCUAUAGUCUUUGCUGCAAUGAUAUUCUUUUCCCUUACCUUCCAGGUGUUUUUGAACACUGCCUCGGUAUGAUGGCAGCUGAGAAGGAAGCAGAGGGCUUCCUCUUUGACACUGGAGGGCCACGGUUUGACUCAGAGGGACGAAUUACAGCCCUGAUUCUCGAGUUCACGACCACUCACCUCCAUAGUUAUAAUUACAGUCAAUCUGCUCAUUUCUAUCAGCAAAUUGAGGCCUGGUUCCACAGAGAAAUUUCUGGGGCUCCGCCAGGCCUGCGCAAUGGUUGGUUUGUGAGCCAGUUAGCCCUCUAUGAUCUUCAGCAAUGUCUAAGCUCUGAGACCCUGGUUGUGACAGGGUUUUCGGUAGCUCUUGUGUUUGCCAUGCUUCUCCUGACAACCUGGAACAUUCCCCUGAGCAUCUAUGGAUCUGCUGCAGUAGGAGGGAGUGUUUUUGUCACAGCAGGCCUGUUGGUGCUCCUUGAAUGGCAAUUGAGUGGCUUAGAAGCUCUUUUCAUCUCGGCAGCCGCAGGGCUUUCUGUAGACUUUGCUGCCAACUACUGUGUUUCCUAUAGCCUCUCCCCACACCCUGACCGUCUUGGAAGGGUAGCACACUCCCUGAAGAGAAUGGGCUGUCCUGCAGCCAUAGGUGCUGGGGCUUUCUUCUGCAUGGGUAUCAUCAUGCUGCCUGCCACAGCAUUGCUAUUCCGCAAACUGGGCAUCUUCUUGCUGCUUGUGAAGUGUGUGGCUUGUGGAUUUGCCACCUUCUUCUUUCAAUCUCUCUGCUGCUUUUUUGGGCCCCAGAAGAACUGCGGGCAGAUCUUUUGGCCUUGCACAACAGCAAGUGGGCACUAUAAGGCAGAUUCAGAGUCUGGAAAUCUUCUCUCUACUGCAGCAGCAGGAUCCUCCAAUUCUGCUGCCAAUGGGGCUUUUGGGUGUGGAGGAAGGUCCAGGGUGAGGAGGAGUUUUGGAAAAGCGGAGGGAGGAGGGCAGCUCUGCCCGAGUCAACAGCGCCAAAGGCAAAGACAGGGAGGCGGAGGAGGCAGGGAGUCUGAACAGUACGAGUUGCAGCCGCUUGCCUGUCAGCUCAGUGACAGUUUUGAAAAUAGCACCUGUACAAGUAAGCUGUCCAACAGACCCUCUGUGCUGUCUGAGGAAAUACAGUUCCGCAGCCUGAGCCCCAGAAAAGACUUAGAGGAGUUUAAUACAGAGGAUGACAGUGAGGAAUUAACCAGCAGGCACCUCAAAACCUUCCCACCUCCCCCAGCACUGCAGACCUCAUCACCAUACAAGGAGAACACCCUACGUCCAGUGGUAGUACCCCCCAGUGAAAUGGUCCAGGAAAGGCUCUUGUGUAGGAGGUGCAGGGGCCAGGCUGGAGGCAUUAAGCACUGGAACGUCUCACUGUCAUCCUCCUCAAGUAUGGAAGAUAUCAUCAUCAGCAGUCAGCCCCCAGACAUGGACCAUCGGCACUCCCUUUCCAUUGAAGGGGCAAUGAGUAGCCCUUUUAAACGCCAUCCCCAUCGACGUCUUCUUUCAUCCCAGUCUCAGAGCUCUUUUGAGGGGCUGGAGGACUCAAAUGAGACGUGCUUAAGUGAUGUUGAACCUGGACCUGCUACCCCACAGCCCACAACUGAGGCUCAAGCAGAAUCGCAACCAGGAUACCUCAAUGGCAAGAGGGACACACUGCGCCUUUCUUUGAAGGAGACCGUGUUUGAGGCUUCAUCCCAAGGCAUCGGAAGAGGAAGGACAAGCCAGGGGGAGCUGCCUGUAAUCUUGCCUAACAGCAAACCAGACCUUCCAGAUGUGUGGAUCAAGAGGGAAGGACGAAGUGGGGAUGGUAGCUGAUAAUGAUGGUUUACAAUGUGUUUAUGUUCAUAUACAGCAUUUAAGCCACUGUUGUGUUGGAUUCAGUAUGGGCAAGUUUAUUUUACUCAAUGGUACUUUUUGGGUUGCCAACACCCCACCAAGCCAACCAGUGUCUGCUGUAUUGAGUAAAAUUACCAGCUUAGGCGAUCAACACUCUUUAUACUCAGCACAGUAAAUUACUGUGACACGGGAGUUGCUGGAAUUUAAAUUUGUAACAUAAAAAAAGGCAUAUACUGAUUGCUGUUUGUGGCACACAGCUCUUCUUAAAGAUUUCCCAAACAGGUUUUCAUCUUAAAAUGUACAGAUUUGGUUUCUCUAUAACCACAUAUAACUGAGUGGACCAAACAUGGAACCAUGGAAAUGUAUGGGUGUCUGUAUUGCUGUGAGAAAACUAUUGAUCAAAUGAAAUUUGAGAGUUCUGGAUUGGAUACGGUCCUUGGAAUUUUCUGAGAGAUGUCAAAUAUUAGCAUAACUUCCUAACACUGAGAACUGGGAUUACUCAGUGUCACUACUGACAGUUCUGGUGGACAGAAGAAAAUUCUCUUUUUCUGAAUACUACACCUUGAAAACCCUGGUUCCAAUGCACCUGAAGUCCUCAAACAGCACGGCAUUUUAGUGACACAAGGAAGAAGACCACUCACAACUGUUUGGAGGGAUCUGAUGUUCUGGCGAGUUUAUUAGCCAGUACAAAAGGAGUUAAAAGUUCAACUACAUCAGCCAAUACCCAAGUAAUGUCAUAAAAUACUUCACUAAAGCCAGACAGCAUUUAGAUUUGUGAGAACUCAAAUAUCUAAAGGUUUAGAAGACUUAAAUAUUUUUCCAAGCUACUCAUGCCUUAUUGAUGUAGUAGUAGAAGGUUUUUACUUUCUGAACUAUUUUUGGUAUUCCAGACCUUACUGAAAGGGUAAAAAAUAUAAACUGCAUUUAAUAGA